Macrosiphum euphorbiae (potato aphid) is the source of this 273-nucleotide messenger RNA. The record is from the annotation of a GenBank genome assembly. Lineage: Eukaryota; Metazoa; Arthropoda; Insecta; Hemiptera; Aphididae.
AUGGAGAAACACGUAUUAGAAGAAGUUUCAAAAUUACAAUCCGAACAAAAUGUACUUGGUGUUUUGGUAUCAGACACUAAAGGCUUAUGUGUUUUUUCUUCAGGAGAAGUUACACCAGGAAUCAGUGGACACAUAACAUUUAUUGCAAAUCAGUUAUCGAAAUUAGAUAAACAUGAUUCGUAUCCGACCAUUGUAUUGAAAUCUGACAACAAGUCAUGUUUGAUAAAAGGCUGUGAAAAUUCCUGUGUUUAUGUGUUGUAUCAGAAUAAAUAG